GUUUGUUUCACCGCACACCUCACUUGAGUGGUGCAAAAGCAUUUUGCUUCUGGAAUUAGUAUGUUCAAGCGCAUCGUCCAGUCGCCGGCGCUGAAGAAGGCCGCCGCCGCCGCCGGAACUGCCGCCAUCGGUGGCUCUGUGUUCACAGGUGUCACCGCCUUCAGCGAUGACAGCAUCCCCGCCUUGCACUACGGCUUUGAGCACGAUGGUCCAUUGACGUCGUUCGACUACGCCGCUGUCCGUCGCGGGUACCAAGUGUACAAGGAAGUGUGCGCGACAUGCCAUUCGGUCGACAAGAUCCACUUCCGUCAUUUGGUCGGUGUGACGCACACCGAAGCCGAAGCGAAGGCGCUCGCGGCAGACAUCGACGUCGAAGACGGCCCGAACGACCAAGGCGAGUCGUUUGAACGUCCCGGCAAGCUGUCGGACCCUCUCCCCAAGCCGUACGCAAAUGACGAAGCCGCCGCCGCUGCCAACAACGGUGCCAUUCCUCCUGAUCUUUCGUUGAUCGUGAAGGCGCGUCACGCCGGCGCCGACUACUUGUUCGCGCUCUUGACCGGUUACGUGGAAGCGCCCGAGGGUAAGGAACUCGGCAACGGGUUGUACUACAACCCGUACUUUGGCGGUGGAGCCAUUGCGAUGGAGAAACAGCUGGAAGACGGCAAGGUUACGUACGAAGACGGCACCCCCGCCACCGCGUCUCAAAUGGCCAAGGACGUGUCCGUGUUCCUCGCCUGGGCCGCCGAACCCGAGCAUGACGAACGCAAGAAGAUGGGGUUGCAGUGGUGCCUCGGGCUCUUCGCCGCCGCCGUUUUGACGGGGUACUACAAACGCUUGCGCUGGGCACCGUUGAAGACCCGUAAAAUUUCGUACUUCAAAUAACCAUCGAGAUUUUGGACCAAAUAGAUAAUAUCAACCAACUGGGUGUAUGUAUCGUUCA
Molecule: messenger RNA, 940 nt
Organism: Aphanomyces astaci
Lineage: Eukaryota; Oomycota; Saprolegniomycetes; Saprolegniales; Verrucalvaceae
Exons: 1
Coding region: 61-882 (273 amino acids)
Biological process (GO): mitochondrial electron transport, ubiquinol to cytochrome c
Molecular function (GO): heme binding; electron transfer activity
Source: RefSeq, a predicted model, not a curated record